AUGACGCCCAAAGAAUCAACGCGAAUCGCACCGGCCAUCCGUCUCAAUCAGGAUGGACCAGGGGACAAAUCUCUCGCAGAGUGGUGGGCCAGUGAACAGAGUCAGAACACGCCAGAGGCAGCGGCCAUUGCGGAAGCUGCGCAGCUUCUGCAGACGACCGAUAUACCCGUUGCAUUUCCCACAGAGACAGUGUACGGUUUAGGCGCGGAUGCGACGCGGAGCGAUGCGGUACAGGGAAUAUACAAGGCGAAGCAGAGGCCGUCGGAUAACCCGCUUAUUGUGCACAUUGACUCGCUGGAGAUGCUAGAUCGACUACUCAACCCGGCGAUCGACUCUCCGCGCGGUGGAAAGACGACAAGGAACUCUGUUCCCUCGAUCUAUGAGCCCUUGAUUGAGCGCUUCUGGCCAGGCCCGUUGACUAUUCUCCUCCCGAACCCCUCGGGAUCUUGUCUUGCGCCUGAGGUUACUUCGAAUCUUACGACGUUUGGCGUCCGCAUGCCCUCUUCGCCUCUGGCUCGGCUAUUGAUUCAUGUUGCGGACCGGCCGUUGGCGGCGCCUUCGGCGAAUGCGUCUACGAAGCCGUCGCCUACUGCAGCGGAGCACGUACACCAUGAUCUCAAGGGCCGUAUUGAGCUGAUUCUCGAUGGAGGACCGUGCGGAGUCGGUGUUGAGAGCACAGUCGUGGAUGGGCUGUCCCAUCCGCCAAGCAUCCUGAGACCCGGUGGUGUCUCGAUCGAGGAAAUACAAACGUGCCCUGGGUGGGAAACCGUACAACUUGGGUACCAUGAUGGAACAUAUGAUGUCAAAGAGAUUCCUCGCGCGCCGGGCAUGAAAUAUCGCCACUAUUCUCCCAAGGCAAGAGUUGUCCUAUUCGAAUACGGGUCAGGGCCGCAGGCCGUGGUGAAGCAUAUCAAGCGCGACUUAGAAGAUACAGCCGUCGGCGCACAUUCUAUCGGUAUCGUGCGAACGCGGACAUGGCAGCGUGGUCUGCAGCUCUUACCAGUGGAUGAACUCGACACCAAGUCCAGACCCGUCCCGUCACUCGUGGACAGCCUUAUCGAGUUCUCCGUCCCCGUCGGCGGCAAGACCAAGGAGGUCUUCGACUGCCAUCUGGGCUCAGAAAUCAAAGACGUCGCACGGAACCUGUUCGCCUCUCUACGGGCAAUGGAUGAAAAGGAGGUAGAUGUGAUUUAUGUCGAGGGCGUGACAGACCACGAGUUUCUAUCUGCAGCCGUUAUGAAUCGGCUAAGGAAGGCUGCUGGGUCAACUUUCAAGGUUUAG
Messenger RNA from Aspergillus calidoustus, 1281 nucleotides. The record is from the annotation of a GenBank genome assembly. Lineage: Eukaryota; Fungi; Ascomycota; Eurotiomycetes; Eurotiales; Aspergillaceae.